GUGGCCAGGCCACCUGGCACAGUUAGUUUCCUUUCGAUUUGAAUAACUCCAGAACGGGCGCUGACUCAGAGCUCACAUACUUGGCUCCACUAUAUCCCAUUAUUCCCGGCUUUCUUUUCAUUCCCUCUAAUUCCCUUCAGCUAUUUCACUUUCGUGUCACCCUUUAUCAUCAUCCUGGACUUUCCAUUUCGAGUUCUCCACGCUCCUUUUAAAAGGGAGCAGAUUCCAGCUGCUUCAGACAGAGCUGCAUCUUCCAGAGCUUUUGGUCCUGCUCUGACAUCCCUCACCCGACGGAAAGAUGAAGGUCUUUGCAGCUGUUCUGGCUCUUUUCCUCCUUGCAGCCUCCUUCUCCCAAACUUUCUCUGGCCCAGUUGGACCUGACCUCCCCAUCUGCUGUUUCAAGUUCACUCGCCACGAGCUGCCCCGGGACCGAAUCCUCCGUCACUACAGCACCAGAACCAGCUGCCCCCAGCCAGGCAUUGUGUUCGUCACAAGGAGAGGCCACCAGGUCUGUGCCAAUCCCAGUGACCCCUGGGUCCAGAGGUACCUGCAGAGCCUGGAGCAGAACUGAGCCAGGCAGGAUGGCAAGUGGAGCUGCUGUCCUGCACAAAUCACCUCAUCCUGAGCCCCAACCAUGGAGCAGGGACAACGGGAGCUGCAGGAGCCCAUGGCAUCUGCAGGUGUCUCCAAGGGACUGCUGGAAGGACUCCCCAGGACACCUCGUGUUGUUGGGGUUGCUGCUGCUCACCCUGAGCUUCCACAGACUGGGCUGUGACCUCAUCCCUCUGCCCUGACCCUCCACUGGUGGCCUGGCAAGGCCCAGGGGGCUGCACCUUUGUUAUGUUAUUUGAAAUUAUAUUAUUUGUUGUAUGGAAGUUACAGUAAAUUAUUUAUGGAAUUAUCAUAUGGGGUAGGCAGUGCUUUUUUUUUUUUUUAUGGGAGGGUGACAGGGAGGAUAUUUAUAGGAUGGUGACCCAACAUUAGAUGAUGAGUGGCCCUGGUUUGCACACGUGAACUCAUGAUUCUGGAGAAUAAAGAAUUUGGACAAAA
Messenger RNA from Pseudopipra pipra, 1050 nucleotides. RefSeq names its product C-C motif chemokine 4-like. NCBI's taxonomy places the organism in Eukaryota, Metazoa, Chordata, Aves, Passeriformes, Pipridae. The record is from RefSeq and is a predicted model, not a curated record. Gene Ontology annotation, biological process: immune response. The coding region runs from base 299 to 571 and encodes 90 amino acids. Gene Ontology annotation, molecular function: chemokine activity. The transcript has 3 exons. Gene Ontology annotation, cellular component: extracellular region.